GUAGAGGAAAUAGAAACGUUUGAUUUGUUUACGCUGGGAGGGAGAGAGAUUGCUUUCUGUCUCUGUGGAUUUUACGGUAUCGCGUCUCCUGUUGUGUUGAAGUGUUUUGUAAUAGUUUAUAGUUUUUUUGUUCGGUUUAUUACUUCCACGGAUUUCAGGGACACAGAGUCUCUUUUUUCUGUUUGAACUCAGGGCGUGGAGCGACGGAGAAGUUGAUCAUGUCAACAUGAUUGUUUACUGAGAAAAGAAAUUCCAUUUAAGUUCUGUUAAAGAUCUGCAAGAUUCGUACUCCUGGAAAAGUAACACGAGUUUGUUGUGUGAGUGUGUGUUUUUUUUUUUUUUUGAUCACACCAAAAAUAAGUGUUCAGUAUAUUUGAAUGGGACUUAUCCAGUAAAGAAAUUAUAAAUACAAACCAAAGCCGGUGUUUCUGAAACAAAAGAAGAUUCCUCUGGACCAGUCUAAAAAAAAACAAAAACGAAAAACCAGUGAAGAUGGACGUCAGUGUCUCCGUGUCGUUCUUUCAAGACGAGCUCGCCUCUACCAUCGAGCACGCAGUGAAAGCGGCUGUAGACACCGUCUUGUGCCAAAUCACAAAAGUUGUCGGCGGCAGAUUCACUGAAUUCCGAAUGGAAAUGGCUGGAAAGGAGAAAGAGAAUGAAAGUCUGAAGCUGAGACUGGAAAUAUCAGAGAGCGAGUUGAAAGCAGUGCGGGAAUGCAUGAACGCUGCAGAUGCAGACAUUAAACAACCUCUCAGAAACAUGAACCCCGACUGCAAUGAACAAGACUUUCAGAGGAACGAGAACCAGGGAUUAUUCAUCAGAGUCAAAGAUCCUGAAGAGAGACAUGCUUUCAGUAAAGAAGAGGAGGGGCCAAUGAUAGAAGCUGUUUACACAAAAGAGGAAAUCUCUGAUCAGGAGUGGUGUGGAAGUGUAAUGGAGAUUAGAGAGCUGACAUUUGUUGACAGUAAAGACGUCCCUGAAUUUGAACCUGUCCACAUUAAAGAGGAGGCCCUGGAACUGGAGUGUGUUCACAUCACAGAGGAAGUUUCUAAAAAAAAUCAAGUCAAUGUACUGGAGGAGGAUAUAGUUAAGAUGGAAUCUAGCCAUUGUGAUGAAUGCCCACCUGAAUUGGUCUGCAUGAAACCCAAUCAGCCUGUCUCUGAAGACACUGGUUCUAGUGUUGGAGAAGAGGGCACUGUGCUGGGGUCCAUUCAGAGGAAACAUCACCCCCCUCAGGAAAGAGCUGCAGAUAGAAAGGAGGAAGGAGCGAUGCCGUCCACGAGCAGCACAGCAUACCCUUGCUGGGACACACUACUGCAUUUUCAUCCAAACAAUGUUUUUGCUGCUAACGGAAAUCUCACAGGAGAGAAAUGUCAUCGCUGCACAGAGUGUGGGAAGAGAUUCAGUCAUUUAUUGUUCCUUAAAAGACACAAGCGAGUUCACACAGGAGAAAAACCUUAUCACUGCACUGAGUGUGGGAAGAGAUUCACGCAGUUAAUACAUCUUCAAUCGCACCAGCGCAUUCACACAGGAGAAAAACCUUAUCGCUGCACUGAGUGUGGGAAGAGAUUCAUACAGUUAGGAAGUCUUAAAUCACACCAGCGCAUUCACACAGGAGAGAAACCUUAUCACUGCACUGAGUGUGGGAAGAGAUUCAAACAGUUAGGACAUCUUCAAUCACACCAGCGCAUUCACACAGGAGAGAAACCUUAUCACUGUACUGAGUGUGGGAGAAGUUUCACGCGAUUAGAAAAUCUUAAAUCACACCAGCGCAUUCACACAGGAGAGAAACCUUAUCACUGCAAACAGUGUGGGAGGAGUUUCACACUGUUACAAAAUCUUAAAAGACACCAGCGCAUUCACACAGGAGAGACACCUUAUCACUGUACUGAGUGUGGGAGGGGUUUCACGUAUUUAAGUUCCCUGAAAAUCCACCAGCGGAUUCACAAAGAGAAAUCUGUAGUGAAUGUUUGAAGAGUUUCCAUCAGUUAUCAAACCUUAAAGAGGUAGUUACGAAAAAUAUAGAGUUAUACGACCCCACGUGUUGCUACAACUGUUUAAAUAACAUAUCGGUAUUUUUUCUUUUCAUUGUUAACAUCCUGAUAACUUUAAAGUCUGUUUCAAAGCUCUUUUCAAUAUGUCCACUCCAGUGCACUGGGGUUUGAGAUCUGUCCUAUAAAUCGGUGGUGCACAAACUUUUUAAAUGUCGCCCCCCUUUUUUAGCAUACAUUUUGUUGCCCCCCCCCCCCCCACCUCCCGAUUUCAUGUAUUUUUUCCUUAACCUCAAAACAUCCAGAUUUAGCUCAAUACAUACGCGUAUCACAAAUUCAGCAUUUAAAAUCAGUAUAUACAUUUUUUUUUAUACCUAGUGAGUGAUCACUUGACAGACAUGUUAAACUUGGGUUUCUAACAAAUAAAUCAGUGAAUAUAUAUAUAUAUAUAUUGUAAGGCAGUGUGUUGUGUGAGACAGCAGGGAGGGGGUUAAAACCUCCCUGAAGGAAAAAUGGUACCUUUUUGUAUUUAGUUAAUUAGUUUUGUUAAUUGUUUUAUUAUUAAUUAUCCCCUGCACCUGGUAGCUAUUGUAAAUUAGAGCCAGGUGCAGGGUAUUUAAGAGGAGCAGUCAGUCUGCUCAAGGCUGCUGAGUAGAGGGAGGCAGAAAGAGGUGCUCUGCUUCCGAGCAGUCAUAAAAGAGUAAGUGCUGUGUAAACCUGUGAGUUUGUGUUGGUGCCAGGUAAACGGCUUAGCCGUCCUGCAAGUUAGUCAGGGAAAUUACCUGUUUAGUUAGAGCUCGUACAGAGCUAGGUGUUUGUUUUGUAUUUUGUUUAUUUUGUGUUUAUUAAAAAUUAGCGCAACCGCGCUUUGGAAAACGCCAUUUCUCUGUCCUGGGUCGUAAUUUUAAAGGGGCAUG
This is a messenger RNA of Acipenser ruthenus (sterlet), 2908 nucleotides long. Its product is annotated as zinc finger protein 300-like. Gene Ontology annotation, cellular component: PcG protein complex; transcription regulator complex. Lineage: Eukaryota; Metazoa; Chordata; Actinopteri; Acipenseriformes; Acipenseridae. Gene Ontology annotation, biological process: regulation of transcription by RNA polymerase II. The transcript has 4 exons. The record is from RefSeq and is a predicted model, not a curated record. The coding region runs from base 493 to 1974 and encodes 493 amino acids. Gene Ontology annotation, molecular function: RNA polymerase II cis-regulatory region sequence-specific DNA binding; DNA-binding transcription factor activity, RNA polymerase II-specific.